This is a messenger RNA of Bactrocera oleae (olive fruit fly), 1506 nucleotides long. The record is from RefSeq and is a predicted model, not a curated record. NCBI's taxonomy places the organism in Eukaryota, Metazoa, Arthropoda, Insecta, Diptera, Tephritidae.
AACCAGAGCUGUCAGCUGACAUCUACAAGUACGUAGUAACAGCAAGAAUGUAUACUAUUUACCUUACCGAUUACAGGUGUGACCAGAGCUGCUCCAAAGCAAAAAUUAGGAGUUUUAUGAAGCACGUUUGACUAUAAUAACAUUUCUUAUAAAUAUGUUUAUAUAUAUUAUUUUUGUUCUUGCAAGUGAAAAUUAAUAUCCCAUAUUACCUAUACUUUAGCCAAUAUAUUUUUCGACGACGCGUUUGUGCUGGAUGAAAAGCUAUGCGAGAAUUCUCGAAAUCCCCCAAUGAAUGAAUAUGUAAAAACUUUAAUUGUCAGUAUAAAGAAGGCAUGCUUCGAAGUGUAUGGGGUCAACAUGAAGAUCAAGUCUCCAGUAAAGACCGAAACACCUUAUGGUGGUCGCCUCGUAUGGACAUUACCAGGUCGAUCAAAAAUGAUUGCUCAUCUAAAGAAUAAAGAUAAAAUAAGACAUAAAAAGCGUUGGUCUCAAGUCAUGUACAUGUACUAUUUACUUGGUUUCCGCAUUAUGGAAAUUGAAGAUAUAUCGGCACGACGCAAAGCAGUUAUUGCUGAGAACACAUUUCUUUUGGCAUUGGAUGGCGAUAUUGACUUCCAGCCUCAAGCCGUGCAGCUACUGGUUGAUCGCAUGAAAGCCAUAGACGAAUUGGGCGCUGCUUGUGGACGUAUUCAUCCUGUCGGUCGUGGACCCAUGGUCUGGUAUCAAAUAUUUGAAUAUGCGAUAGGUCAUUGGCUGCAAAAAGCUACGGAACACGUUAUUGGUUGUGUGCUCUGUAGUCCCGGUUGUUUUAGUUUAUUUCGUGGUAGUGCACUAAUGGAAAAUAGUGUAAUGAAAAAAUAUACUAUGGUAUCGAAUGAACCCAUGCAUUAUGUGCAGUAUGACCAAGGAGAAGAUCGGUGGUUAUGUACAUUGAUUUUGAAACAGGGCUUACGUGUAGAAUAUUCAGCUGCAUCGGACGCUUAUACUCAUUCACCCGAGAUGUUCAAUGAAUUCUAUAACCAACGACGACGUUGGGUUCCCUCCACAAUUGCAAAUAUAUUUGAUUUACUUUCCGAUGCGGAUAUGGUCGUGAAGAAUAAUAGUUCCAUUUCAACGCCGUACAUUGUUUACCAGGCCAUGCUAAUGGUUGGCACAAUUUUGGGUCCAGGUACUAUAUUCUUGAUGAUGGUGGGUGCUUUGGUAGCUGUUUUCAGCACAAGUAUUUGGAGCUCAUUCUUGUGGAACUUCGUUCCUGUGUUUUGCUUCAUUCUGUCGUGCAUUUAUUUAAAACAAAAAUUUCAGCUUUUGAUUGCCUUUGUAAUAAGUUCUUUGUAUUGCCUGGUGAUGAUGGCUGUAUUGAUUGGCAUAAUUAUACAGAUGAUAGACGAUGGACCUCUGGCACCGGCCUCCUUAUUUUUUCUUCUGGUUUUUAUGCAAAUUUUCAUCGCUGGCAUAGUGCAUCCCCAAGAAGUCGGAGCGUUAAUAUGCGGUUUCAUCUAUUACAUC